AUCAAGUGUUAUGUAGCCAAUAAAUCGCGGGAAAAUUGAGCCCAAUUACUGAGGUAAAUAAAGUAAAAUGAAAGGCCCACCAACAAAAGAAAAUCUUCUGCACCUCGGAAAAUGUGAUGAGCUUUAUAAAAUACAGAACCUUGAUUUGUCGAGGCAUAACUUAACAGAGAUUGAUGUAGAUCUAUUCAACCAACUGACCUCCUUGGAGAGCCUUGACGUCUCCCAGAACAGCCUGUCCCACAUUCCCCACAACUUACACUUGCCCCAGCUGCGCAUUCUUGAUGUCGCUGAUAACAAGCUGACAUCAGUUGAUUUUGUCAAAAACUUCAGAUGCUUGACUGAGUUGUACAUUGAAGAUAACACUCUUAUUGAUGAAGAUGACUUUAUAGCCAAAGUACUUUGUCCCAGCCUGAAGUCACUGGAUGGUGGAUUUGACAUGGAGGCCAUAGACAGGGCCAUCUUUCAAUAUCGAAGUCAGCUGAAGCCCCAGAUUCAGGCCGUGUGGGAAGCCAGGUUUGCUGAGGUGUACAGCUCGGGUGUGCCUGUGUCAGAGAUUGAGAGUCUGCAUAAGGUGUUUGUAGACACUGUCCAUGAUGGCAACUUGGUCGGAGCCAACCUAACCAUGACGAAGUUCAAGACAUUCAUGAUAAGCCAUCUCUGUCAUGAGCUACUGGAGGAUGUAAAUAGCUUGACAAAGAAAUUCUCAAGGGGCUCUACCAACACACUGUCACGCUAUGGGACACGAGUUUCCUUAGGAAUUACACCAGAGAAGGACUACAGUCAUGGAACACCAAAGCUGAAAACAGAGGUUUCUGAAUCUGAAAGAAGCAAAAAACGGAAGAGAGAUGAGGACACAGAAUGCAAGCCUGUAAAGUCUCCAGAGGCAAAAAGAACAAAGACACAUCAUGUGACCCCAGUUGUGACACAGUUGACACCAGACACUGAAAUUAUUCCAUCCUCAGAAUGCCAAUAUGACCCUUCACUGUUCAUUCGGUGUCACUCUGAUAAAAAUGAUCCGGAAGACAGAAACACAAAAGUGUGGAAAUGUGCUUUUGAGCCAUUGAUUGGGGGGAAAAAAGGUGAGACAAGCAAUAUCCUGGCCAGCUGUGGAGGGAAAAUUGUGUGCAUUAUCGACUGUCAGACUGGAAAGGUGAUUAAACGCUACAAAGAUUCCAGCAAGUCAGAGUCGUUCUAUGCACUUGCCUGGACCACACUGAAGGCUGAUGGGGAGAACCUAAAGGAGGAUGCAAAUAUCCUGGCUGUGGCGGGGGAAGAUAGGCAAAUCAAGUUGAUUCACCCAACCCAGCUGGUGAUGUUUGGAUGUCUCAGUGGUCACCGUGGGUACAUCUCCUCCCUCGUCUUCCAUCCGAGUAGACCUGAAAUCUUGUUCAGUGGCUCCCGCGAUAACAAAAUCAUCAUGUGGCAGAUUUGCACACCAAAUUUCAAGGAUUUUUCCAUUAGGUGGAGUCGCUGUGCAGUUCUUAGUCUCAACAAAACGGAUGCUAUAUCUCUGAUGAUUGAGCCCAUGCUGAACGUGCUGCUAGUCGGCUGUGAGACUUCGUGCUUUGCUUGGAGCAUUGACAAAAUUAAAGAGGAAAAAAACACACAUCAGCCUGCACACUAUGAGUUUGUCCAUCCAAAACAGGGAGAGGAAGAUAACAAUGGGCCGACGGUGGAUGGCCUCGUUGCACUUCCUAACAGCUGUGUAGCCAGCAAAUGUGUAGGCCACUUAACGCUGUAUUUAUGGGACUUGGGGAGCCACGUGGGAAAGAUUUCCCAUUCCAAAUGUCGGCAAGUGAUAGUUGAGCCGCUAGCGUUUCUGCAAUACCGAAAGAUUGAAGUAGAUUACCUCUACCUGAGCGCUAACAGAGGGAUGUUGUGUGUGGGAGAUGAUGUUGGUAGGAUGUACAUUUACCAACUGGAGUCAGUGUGCAAGGACAAGAAACCAGAUAAAAAGCUCCUUCAGCCUUUGAUGGUGUUGGAGUACCCUGACCUUGUGAUUGACAAACAGUUUACAGGCAAGAUGAAGGAUUUGGAGAUAGGCAAGCAGCCUGUUGUGAAUUGCGUUGCCAUAUCGUCCAGUAAGGAGUACCUGGCCUGUGGUACAGACAACAAUGUCGUCUGCAUAUGGAGACUGAUGUAGCAACAAUGACCAAAUUAGCAUGACAAGAGUGGAGAAGAGUGUUACAUGACAUUGAAACAUUUUGCUGAAGAUUUUUUAAGUUUCUUUUAUACCAAUGUUGGACAUGAAUGUUGGUUGUUACUCAUAGUGUUAUGAAGUAUUAGACGAUGUUAACACUAUCCACUGAAGAUUCUUUCAGUUUCUUGUUGCCAAUGUUACACAUGAAUUUGUGUUUAUAAGUUGUAUGGGUGUAAAAAGAAAUGUCAAGAACAAAAUGAGUGUUUUUUCCAUGCUACAGUUCCCCUUGGAGCCUGUAAGUGGGUUGUAUUGAUGAUAGUGUGCCAGCAUUUCUAGUCAGGAUGUGUUCAGUUAAUUGAUCAUAGUACACUCAUGGUUACUCAUGGUUGUCUGAUUAGUGAGUUUGACUUUGUUAGGAUAGAGCAAUUUAUUAUUAGUAUUAUAGGCAAGUAGCAUUUUAAAUAUGUUUCAUGUUUUCAUCUUUUGAAUUUUAUGCGAUAUUCUGAGUUCCGUUUUAAUAGCAUGUAAUGGUAUAUAGCAUUACAAAUUGUUAUACAUUUAAUUACCUUUCUCUUUUUAUGUUUUUAUUUCAUAGUUUUGCUUUCCUUGUUUUCUUACCUAAAAUCUUUCUGAUUUUGACAUCUUAAAUGCAUAUAGUGUAUACUGUUUUAAACGAGUUGUUAUCUCGCUAUUGUAGCUUUGUACAUAUGUUUUAUAUUCAAUGAUUUUAAUGUUGUUAAUGAAUGUAAACAGUUUUAAGUGUAAAAUGUUCAAACAUUCCAGGAAUAUUUUUUUUUAAUUGAAGCGAAAUUACUGAGAGUGAAUUAACUUGUUCAAGAUUUUACUAUUGAGUGACUGUCAUGUUUUUUACCUGACAUGAAAAUGUUGCUCAAAAAUUGUUUUGGCUGGAUGUAGGUCUGUCUGUUGAUAGACCAGGUCGUUUCCAAACAAUAACUUGUGAAUAGAUUGACCAACGGGCUUGAUACUUCCCAUGUGCAUUGGCCUUUGCCAGUUGAUGUCUCCUAGUGAAAUUGGGGUCACUCUGUCAAAGGUCACUGUCACACCAAUAAUGAAAAUUGUUUCAGAUCAAUAACCUGUGAACUGAGGGACUAAUUGGCUUGAUACUUCCCAUUUGUAUUCGCCAGUAGAUGGCCCCUAUUAAAAUUGGGGUCACUAGGUCAAAGUCACUGUCAUAUUUGGUGUGAAAUUGUUUUCAAGCAAUCACUUGCAAAUGAUUCACUGAUCUGAUUGAUACUUCCCAUUUGCAUUGGACCAUAGAUGGCCCCUAAUGGAAUUGGGGUUACUAGGUCAAGGUCACUGUCACACUUAGUGGGAAAUCAUUUCUAAUCAAUAACUGGUCAACUGAUCCAUGAAUUGGCUUGAUACUUUCCAUGUGCAUUGGUCUUUAACAGUAGAUGACCCAUAUUAAAAUUGGGGUCACUUAGUCAAAUGUCAAGGUCACUUUCACAAUAAUUGUGAAAAUUCUUUCUUAUUAAUAAAUUGUCAAAGAAUUUACCGCUUGGCUUUAUACUUCACAUGUUGAUUUGCCUUGAACAGUAGAUGACCCCUAUUGAAGUUUGGGUCUUUAGUUCAAAGGUCAAGGUCACUGUGACUAUCAUAAGUGUUAAUUUGGUUUCCACUCGAUUUGUCAUUAAAGGAUUGAGUGAUGGGCCUCAUACUUUGCAGAUGCAAUGACCUUGAGCAGUAGAUAAUCCUUAUUGAAAUUUAGGUAAAUGAUCAAAGUCUUUGUGACAAUGUCCUGUGUUGGUAGGGGUGUGGGACAACUGUCUCCGACUGACCAUCUCUUGUUCAUGUUGAUAAUGCAGAGCUCCAUUGUGUUUGGAACCAUUAUGUUUUUAUGUCUUUAAAGAUGCAAAACAGCUGUUUAUUAGUUUUUAAAUAUGAGGCCUUGGAAUUGUCUUUAAGAGAGAAAUGUAUACAAUGUAUUUCUUGGCUCUUGCACUGUAAAGAUAUGACCUCACAAACACAAAGUGGAAGCCAGAAAGCAUUCACAUUUGUACGUCGCAUAACUUGUGUUUUCACUUCCUCGUUAUCUACUGUUUGCAUCUCACUUUAGAGUUAAUGUGUAGGUGAGUGUAAAUACAUUAUUGUUUGCGACAAUGGUUGUGGGCAAAAUAAAGGCCCUUUGUUCUACUAAAGAAUAUUUCGAUCAAAAAUUGUGUGUUUCAACUCAAUGUGUUCCCACAUAUUAGGACUAAGACGCAGUCUCUUACACAAACUUUUUCUGUGCUUUUACCAGCCCAUGUCUCAUAUGUCAAUGGGUAUUUUUUUAAUAUGUGUUAAAAUAGGUCUUUUCACUGUUUGACAUGUCUUUCAACUUUUGUCCACCUGUCGUUAAACUUUGGGUUAGCCCUCCUGCUGACGUUAAAUUAAAUACUGCCGACAGGGAAUGACAAUUCAUCGACAGUUCCUGUGUGCUUUUGUCUUGAAGAAUUCCACUGUAUUUCUUUUUCAAGAACUGUUUGAUCAUCUUCUGCUCUUGUGACCUUUGGUUGAUGAAUAUUUCAAACGGACUUUGGCAAACAAGAGGAGUUUCAAUUUUCCACUCCGAAAGCACAUUAAAUGAUUUUGUGGACAAUGGCUUUGUUUGAGGUGUACCAAAGCAACGUCGACAUGUUUCAUCAGUAUCUUCAAAGCUAGAAUCUGUGUCACAAUUAUAAGAUUUCCAAUAAUACAAAACAGAUUCCUUCAGUCUUUCGGACAGAAAAUCAUCUCGCAAUUUAAAACGCAUGUAUUCCCCUGAAGAUUCUUUAUACUUUUUUAUAGAUCCAGAAAAGAACACAAAUUCUGAACACGUUUCCUUGUGGUUUGUUUUUACAUAUGAUGAUAUUAUAGUCUUAAUAUCAGGAAUGAAAGCCUGGCUGCCUUCUGAAAUGUCUGCAUAAACAUAUAAUGACUUAUCAUGCGUACAGUGACUGGUACAAUCAGGCAAUACAAUUGCAUUCAAAAAGCUCUGGUCAGGCAUUGCAUUCAUCACUUGUGACUCAAUAAUAGAAGGACUGUGUUUUUUUCCUCCGAUACAUAUUUGCUCACCCAUUUCAGCAGGUUCCCGUCACUUUCUUCUUUCAAAAAUUUCAUUUCUUGACUGCUCCAUUAUCGUCCCUGCAAGUUGGUGCGCCUGUUGCAUUUGGGAUAAGAAUUUAGUUUUUUCAUAAUUGUUGUCUCAGAUGAAUCACUUUCAAUUUUAAAAUCUCAAUCUCUCAUAAAAUGCAAUUCAAAGAAACAUUUUCCUACAGCUUUCUUCAGUAAACUCAUUUUUAGCGAGGCUGUUUUCGGAGAAAACCCGAGCUAUUGUCAUAGCCAGCUCGCCAUCCGACGUCCACCGCAGGCGUCGUGCUCAAACCUUAACAUGGGCCAUAACUUUUUAUAUAUUGAAGAUGGUACCUUGAUAUUUGGCAUGCAUGUGUAUCUCAUGGAGCUGCACAUUUUGAGUGGUAAAAUUUCAAGGUGAACAUCAUCCUUCAAGGUCUAGGGUGCAAAAAACAAAGUCAAGGGAAGUAAUAAGCUUUAAAUGGACAUAGUUAUCUGAACUGCCCACGUAUAUAUUUUUGUUAAAUAAAUCAAAGCGGCGCAGUAGGCGGCAUUGUGUUUCUGACAAACACAUUGUUGUAAAAGGUCAAGGUCAUCCUUUACGGUCUACGGUAAAAAAUACAGAUUUAAGGGAAGUAAAAGCUUUAAAAAGGGAGUAAUUUAUUCAAUAUUUAACAUAGCCACUUUAUUUAUUUGGCAUGCAUGUGUAUCUCAUGGAGCUGCACAUUUUGAGUGGUGAAUCUACAGUCACGGUAGUGGCUUUUAAUUAUUUGCUACUAAAAAUAGAGAUUUGUUACAGACAAUUAUUUUCAAGGGAAGUAAUUUAUAUAAUUAUAAAUCUCAUAUUAUAUAUUUCCUUACCAAGAAUUGAAGUUUUUUUACAGUUACUGUACAGAUUUAUUAUUUUGAUUAUUUAUAACUCUCCAUGAUUGAUUUGUCAAAGUUUUUUUUUAAAUGAUAUAAUUAUAAUUUCUUUGAUGGUCAUAACAUACCUGUGGACUUAUGUCCAUAGAUACAUGAUCAACUCUGGCUAUGAUCUCUUUUAAACCACAGGCCUUGGUUGUCAGUGAUGUCUGACAUGGUCUUAUUGACUGUGAGACCAUCCCCACUCUGCCCCCCCCCCCCCCCCCCCUGUUGGAAUCGACAAAAUUCAAGGGAAGUAAUAACCUUUAAAGGGAGAUGAUUUCUAUACCUGCCAAAUGAUAAAUAGAAAUUUUAUUUCAAUGCGGCGCAGUAGGGAGCAUUGUGUUUCUGACAAACACGUCUCUUGUUGGGUCACUAGGUCAAAGGUCAAGGUCACUGUGACCUCUUAAAAAAAACAAAAACUGACAAGCUUUCGCAGCCGAGCGUGGCAACCGUUAUGCGGUGCUCUUGUUGUAAAAUGAAUUUAAUGUUGAAAUGUAACUUCUCAAUUUUAAGUUCCGACAAAAGGACUUUAGAUAGAAAAUCAGCAUAAGCUAUAUGUUUGGAUAUCUCUUUUGUAGAUGUAAUGGAGGUUUCCUCUGACUGUUUAACUAAUAUCCCCCGAAUUUCCUUCGUUACCUGUCUACGCACUUCAUAAGUGUUGCGAUAUGACAUACAGUAUUGCACUAAGUCUCCAGUUUAAAUGAAGAUUUUCCUUCAACACUUUUUACACUGUGAUCUUUUCCUUUCAACCAACUGAAAAUGUUGCCACUUUUAAUUGCUGGUUUAUCUCCACACUUAUUGCUUUUCAGAAAUGCUUUGAACUCAUCAAAGGUAAUAUAUUCUUAAUCAUUUUCGUCAAAGACUAUUGUAAGUUUCCUCACUGAUGGAAUAUGAAAAGUCAUCUUGGUUUUCAAUCUGAAAGAGUGAAAAAAACUGUCUCUUAAAAUCAUUAAAAUCAUUUAACUUCUAUAAGUUUUCAUUUCAGUCAUUUCAUAUUACGUUUUCGGUGUUUGUUACAUGUCAAGUUUAAAAUCUAACAAAGGUGAGCAUAAGUUUAUUUUACGAACAAAUUUCAAGCUUACCUGUUUUAUACAUAUCCAAAAGAUCAAAAUACAUUUUUUAGUUGGCAAUUUAUAUUUAUCACAAACACCAUAAAGCAACUUCAUUGUCACAAGUCUUGAUGUAUCACAGACACCAUAAAGCAACUUCAUUGUCACAAGUCUUGAUGCUCUGAAGCAACUUCAUUGUCACAAGUCUUGAUGCUCUGAAGCAACUUCAUUGUCACAAGUCUUGAUGCUCGGGGAAGACACUUCACAUGCUGAGCUUGUUUUUUUUCAGCACAAAUUUAAAGAAAAAAUCGUCACACUUGCUGACUAGUUUCUGACAAAAGUCAUUAUCCCUGGACAGAGUUGCCACCACACUUUCAACAGAUGUGUAGACAAACAGGUCACAUGAUUGCACAUCAUGUACAUACAUCUGAAGCUGGAUUUGUGUGUAGUAUCUAUGGCUGCUUUUUAAUUCACCUUCCUUAUUUAAACAAAAGUCUUUGUCCUUAAUGUCUUGAUUUUUUUCUCCCUAUGUUUAUAUGGGCACUUGUGGGAGCGUUCUUUAGAUCUCCCCAAAAGACACCAUGUACUGGUACUAGGCCCAGGAAAAGGACUCGAGAGCGUUUAUAUAAGCCUUAGGCUUUCAAUUUAAUCGAGCUAAAAUAAAUAGGUUUAAACUAUUUGGGCACUUAAUCUCUAACAGUCUGUUUGGGCAACAGGCACAUUUUACUACCCAAUCAACAGACACGGCAAUAAAUGGUUUCUCUUGAUGAACCAGCAGACCUGCAGUCAUGACAUUCAAAUACUGGUGAUUCCCCUUCUGCUGUUGAACAUACUCAUGUCUUGCCUUUUCUUCAUUGUUAUUUCCCAUUUCACCGCCGCUUUCCCAGACAAAUUGUAACACUUGCUUCCUGUUAUAUGCCUAACCAGAUUAUCUGUGUUUGAAGAUACCUUGAUGACGAAAACAUCAUGGGCUUUCAUGCCAGUUAUCUGCUCUUUUCUAUGCUCAAACAAUCGUGGACAAACAGACUGUCCACGUGUCUCCUUCAUUUAUAAUGACUCCAAAAUAGAUUUAUUACACAUGUAAUUAAUAGUCUCAAAACAGGUAUAACACAAUAAAGACAGUAAAUAAAAUAUAAAGAAAGCGUCAUAUAAUCCCAUAAGUAAGAAGGAAAUGUCGGACAUUUACUAAACAGGUCUUACUCAAAAUAUGUGCUUUACCCCACCCACUCAGUUGUUAAGGUUGUAAUUAAUACAAAACAUUGCAAAAGGUUCUUAAUUCACAAAGAUCUUUUCGUAAUGAUGAAAAUAUCUGUAAGCUUUUAGUGACUUGUAUGCUUUCAGCGACUCUGGUAAACGAUCCCGGCGAUUUAAUUAAAUAUGCCCAGAUGUCAAUGUAGUCGAUUUCAGGCCACAGUGAAGGAUCGUCUUUCCAAUCAUUCUUCAGAGUGUACGGGUCAGACAAGAUGUUCUGACCAUAAUUAUACAUUAACUUUAUAACAAAUCGUUGUUUGGCCUCUGGGUUCAAUUUUUUUACGUAAUCUGACAGCUGUAUAUCCGGUGAUAAUGGAGCGAUUCUCUUCAACGCCAUGUCGGCCAUUUUCAUUGUUGUUUUUUUUGCCCACCAGCUUACUGCGCAUGCGCAAGAUGCGAAUCUUUUAUUUGUAAGCUUAAUGACCCCUAUUAAACUGGUCGAUAACUCUCUGAAACAUGUUGCAGCAGAUUUAGAUCUCGCCAGAGAUAACACCUGGGUUUAUUUAUUUUCGCCAAGCAGGCUGUGAUCAGCCUGGCAGGGAAGUGUGCAUAAUGACCAUACACACAGAACAGUUAACACUGAUUAGUUAUGCUGAUAAGCGAUGGCUAAAAUCUACACUUUCUGGGAGUAACUUGGUAGGGCUGAGUAGUUAAUUCAGACAUGUCAAAUUUUCUUUCCAAAAAUUACAUGAUUAAGGGCCAUAAUCAGGUUUUAACCGCUUAAAAAUCCAAUCAUCAAAAAGAGGCUUCAGUUGAAAUAAAUCACCAACUGCUUAUACUGAGUUAUCCAGCUAGACCUUAACAAGUGUCUUGUUCUCAUAAGGAAGUAGUCCAAGUCUGAAUUGAUUAUCUAUGGUAGUAUUCAAAUUAUUGAACUUAUUAAAAAUAUUACCCUAAAGUCUAAAUUAAAAAGGGGCAUAACUCUAACAAUAAUGCUGACAGAGUUAUGCACCAUGACCUACACUAUUGUCUUGUUGCCAUAAAGAAGUACCGGUAUUCCAAGUUUGAGUUCAUUAUCGUUGAAAGUGUUUUAAGUUAUUUGACUUGUAAAAAACUUUAACAAACGCCGGAGCGAGUAGUAUAGCUCUCAUUUUUCUUUGAAAAGUCGAGCUAAAAAAGUGAUUUCAGCCCUGCGAGUUUUGUCUUUUUGUCCACAAAAGAAUAGAGUAAUGGAUUUCUGUAUGCAGACAGGGGGCCUUUGCUCCUUAGACACAUAUUUCAGUUAAUAUUGGUUUUACUGGUAUGUUUUAAGUCUUGUUUUGUAUUAAAUUGUACUGAGUUGAUAACUGUUCAUCAAUUCCCAACCAAAGAGUGUGGCUUUAAAUUUAUGAACCAGAAUGUAUGCAACAUUAUUAAGGUUACGUAAAAUACAGGAAACUCUGUAUAAGCUAAUUUUGCUACCUCUUGUUUAGUUUAAUUUCAAUAAACAAUCCAUGUAUCUGUCCAUACUGCGGCCAUAAUGCUGCAAUGAAUCAAAUUUUGAGUAAAAUAUGUGAUAGUGUGUAAAUAUCAUAUAUUUUUGUAUUCAUUUAUUUUGAGACUUGUUUGCUUACCUGGUACGGAUUAUUGUUUGCUGUAUGUUAAAUUAAUAUGUACAUAACGUUUAUUUUGGGCAAAAAAUACAAUAACAAUUUCA
Dreissena polymorpha is the source of this 10033-nucleotide messenger RNA. Its product is annotated as leucine-rich repeat and WD repeat-containing protein 1-like. The transcript is spliced from 16 exons. The coding region runs from base 68 to 2143 and encodes 691 amino acids. Gene Ontology annotation, molecular function: chromatin binding; protein binding. NCBI's taxonomy places the organism in Eukaryota, Metazoa, Mollusca, Bivalvia, Myida, Dreissenidae. The record is from RefSeq and is a predicted model, not a curated record. Gene Ontology annotation, biological process: establishment of protein localization to chromatin; chromatin organization. Gene Ontology annotation, cellular component: nuclear origin of replication recognition complex.